This is a messenger RNA of Wallemia ichthyophaga EXF-994, 669 nucleotides long. RefSeq lists its product as uncharacterized. Gene Ontology annotation, biological process: GPI anchor biosynthetic process. The transcript is spliced from 2 exons. NCBI's taxonomy places the organism in Eukaryota, Fungi, Basidiomycota, Wallemiomycetes, Wallemiales, Wallemiaceae. The record is from RefSeq and is a predicted model, not a curated record. The coding region runs from base 1 to 669 and encodes 222 amino acids. Gene Ontology annotation, cellular component: endoplasmic reticulum membrane.
AUGCAUUUUAAAGUUACGCUGGAUGGCAGCGGGAAGGAGGACUGUAGUACACUCACACUGCCAUCGAGUUUGUACGUCGAUUGGGAUGAGAUUUCUAGACUGGAUAGGGCUACUGAGAUUGUUGAAUUGGUGGAGGGGGACACAGACGUUGAAAUACCGCAAGUUGCUUCGAAUCAAGACACUAUACUGAGAUUACAACUCUAUGGCCAGUCUAUCACCCUGCCUGUGCACGCGAGAUACCCGCUCCUCAAACAGCGCGCAGGCGUUAGUGAGAGUACUCUGAGGCAAUUUAGUGAUGCGAGUACCAAACUCAGCGACGGCAGACUAACACCACCGACUAAGGAAACUAUCGCCCAGACAAGCACUCCAGAGCUCCUGCCAGGCACUCCAUGGCCACAGCUAAACCAUCAGUUAAGACGGGGACCACACGCGGGAACCAGAGACUUCAGAGCGGCGGAGAAACACUCCAAGAAGGAGGAAUACGCUACUGGCAACUUGGUGUGCGUGCUACUUAAAGCCAACACAUCCCAGCGUGUAGAUGUGGUCGUUGAGUGGUGUGUCUGGUGCAUCUGGUGCAUAGGGAGACUGGGAACGUGCGUAGCCACGCCGUGGUUCCAAGGGCCUUACAAACACCUCCUCAACAUUGACCGAUAUUCUACCUCAGGUUAG